Messenger RNA from Dermochelys coriacea (leatherback sea turtle), 3312 nucleotides. RefSeq names its product solute carrier family 17 member 7 (gene SLC17A7). The transcript is spliced from 12 exons. The record is from RefSeq and is a predicted model, not a curated record. Gene Ontology annotation, biological process: monoatomic anion transport; transmembrane transport; neurotransmitter loading into synaptic vesicle. The coding region runs from base 341 to 2074 and encodes 577 amino acids. Lineage: Eukaryota; Metazoa; Chordata; Testudines; Dermochelyidae. Gene Ontology annotation, molecular function: neurotransmitter transmembrane transporter activity; L-glutamate transmembrane transporter activity. Gene Ontology annotation, cellular component: synaptic vesicle membrane; excitatory synapse.
CGGCAGCGUCCCACGCAGGAUCGCCUGGAUUGAGAGCCAGUGACGCGGGAGGCUCAGCGUGGGGCGGGGAGAGGGGAGCAGCUGGGGCUGGGACAGAUCGGUCCUGGGCAGCCGGCGGCUGAGAGCUCCUGCCGCGGUUGGGAGCCAGAGACGGGCGGGAGAGAAGCGGAGAGAAGGAAGGGAAGAGGGAGAGAAGGAACGAGACGGAAAGAGAGAGAAGAGAAAAGAAGGAAGGAAACAGGAGGGAGGAAGGAGAGAGACACCCCCACCGACCGCCCCCCGGUGCCGCGGGCCGGAGCAUGGUGCUGUGACCCAGCCCGGGCCGGUCCCGCUCGCUGCCAUGCAGUUCAACAAGGAGGAAUUCCAGAAGUUGGCCGGGAAGACGCUGGGCCAGGUGCACAGGCUGCUGGAGCGGCACCAGCCAGGCGGGGAGACGAUCGAGCUGACGCAGGAGGGGCGCGCGGUGACGGUGUCGGCGAAGCACCAGCCGGUCGUGGACUGCACCUGCUUUGGCCUCCCGCGCCGGUACGUCAUCGCCAUGCUCUGCGGGUUCGGCUUCUGCAUCAGCUUCGGGAUCCGCUGCAACCUGGGCGUGGCCAUCGUCAGCAUGGUCAACAACAACACCGUGUAUCGCGGGGACAAGGUGGUGGUGGAGAAAGCCCAGUUCACCUGGGACCCCGAAACAGUCGGGAUGAUUCACGGCUCCUUCUUCUGGGGCUACAUCGUCACGCAAAUCCCUGGUGGCUUCAUCGCCCAGAAAUUCGCUGCCAAUAGGGUGUUUGGCUUUGCCAUCGUGGCCACCUCGACCCUGAACAUGCUGAUCCCGUCGGCUGCCCGGGUUCACUACGGCUGCGUCAUCUUCGUCCGCAUCCUGCAGGGGCUGGUGGAGGGGGUGACGUACCCGGCCUGCCAUGGGAUCUGGAGCAAGUGGGCCCCCCCUCUGGAGCGCAGCCGCCUCGCCACCACGGCCUUCUGUGGCUCCUAUGCGGGCGCCGUGGUGGCCAUGCCGCUGGCUGGGGUCCUGGUCCAGUAUUCGGGGUGGAGUUCGGUCUUCUACGUCUAUGGCAGCUUUGGGAUCUUCUGGUACAUGUUCUGGUUGCUGGUUUCCUAUGAGAGCCCGGCUCAGCACCCCACCAUCACGGAGGAGGAGCGCCGGUACAUUGAGGAGAGCAUCGGGGAGAGCGCCAGUCUCAUGAACCCCCUGGUGAAAUUCAAGGCCCCCUGGCGCAAGUUCUUCACCUCCAUGCCCGUCUACGCCAUCAUCGUCGCCAACUUCUGCCGCAGCUGGACCUUCUACCUGCUGCUCAUCAGCCAGCCGGCCUACUUCGAGGAGGUCUUCGGCUUCGAGAUCAGCAAGGUGGGCCUUCUCUCCGCUCUGCCCCACCUGGUCAUGACCAUCAUCGUCCCCAUCGGGGGGCAGAUCGCGGAUUUCCUCCGCAGCCGCCGGAUCAUGUCCACCACUAACGUCCGCAAGAUGAUGAACUGCGGGGGCUUUGGCAUGGAGGCGACGCUGCUGCUGGUGGUGGGUUACUCUCACAGUAAAGGCGUCGCCAUCUCGUUCCUGGUCCUUGCUGUGGGCUUCAGCGGCUUCGCUAUUUCAGGGUUCAACGUGAAUCACCUGGACAUCGCCCCGCGUUACGCCAGCAUCCUCAUGGGCAUCUCCAACGGGGUGGGCACCCUCUCGGGCAUGGUCUGCCCCGUCAUCGUGGGGGCCAUGACCAAGCACAAGACGCGGGAGGAGUGGCAGUACGUGUUCCUCAUCGCCUCGCUGGUGCAUUACGGGGGCGUCGUGUUCUACGGGAUCUUCGCCUCAGGCGAGAAGCAGCCCUGGGCCGAGCCGGAGGAGACCAGCCCCGAGAAGUGCGGCUUCGUCCACGAGGAUGAGCUGGCCGACGAGGAGGACGAGGCGGCUCGGGGGGCAGGCGGGGGGGGCAGCGGCUAUGGGGCCACCAAGAGCACCAGCUUCGCCAACGGGGGCUGGGCGGCCGACUGGGACAGGAAGGAGGAGUUCGUGCAGGAGCCCGGCAAGGACACCUACAUGUACGGGGCGCCGCAGGAGAGGGACCUGUCCUAGGGACCCCCCGGAUCUCCGCCUCCCCCCGGGCACCUCUGCGGUGGUACAGUCCAGGGUAUGGGGCUGAGCUUGGCCACGCCCCAAUUCUGCAGGCCACACCCCAGUCCCCCCACUGUGUUGGUACAGUCCAGAGGGGUGGGGCCACACUUGGCCACACCCCAAUUCUGCAGACCACACCCGAAUCCCCCCUCCCCUCCGUGUUGGUAUGGUCCAGGGGAGCCAGAACUGAGCUUGGCCACACACCCCAUUCCCCCACUGCAUUGGUACAAUCCGAAGGGGGCGGGGCUGAUUUAGGCCACACCCCCACACUAUGGGCCACAGCCCCCUUCAUUGGUGCCAUCCAGGAGGGCGAGAGGUGGAGCUGAGUCAGGCCACACCCCAAAGCCUCUAAGCUGCACCCAACCCCAACCCCCCCUCCCCUCACUGGGUUCCGCUCCAUUGGUACAACCCCCUCCCCAGGCCACUCCCAAAUCUCUUCCCCUCUGAGUCGCCAUUUGGUAUGACCCAUCAAGGUGAGGGGGUGAUGCUGAUGGUACGACCCAUUGGAAGGCUUCGGGGGGAAGUCCUCUGAUCCCACCGACCUGGGUCUGGGAGGAGGGCAGGGCAGAGGUUAGACCUUUGACACUGAGGUCGGAAGGUCUUGACCUUUGACCCUUGGCCUCUGUGCUUGGCCUUGAGCCCCACUUGAUCUUGAGGAUGGUGGGGCUUGACCUUUGACCUUCAGGCUCCCAUGUGCCCCAUAAUUAAUUAACCCCUCCCCCCAGCAGGCCUGGGGGGCAGCACUAGGGAUCCAUUACGGGGGGCAUUGGAGAGGGAUGUGGGGAUGCCCCAGCUGGUGACCCCGGGGUUCAAUCUGACAACGUCUUUACAAAGUGACAUGACAAAUGACGGUUUUGAGCCACCCCUCAUGUGCCUGUUGGCGGUUUUGAGACCCCCACUCCCCGCUCCUUCUCUGAGCUGCCCACCCUGACGGCUCCCAGCCACCCUGCACUUUAGUGCCAGUGGUCUCCAGCCACCCCAGCACAUCUCUGCAGGUGACUUCGAAGCACCACUGCACAUCCGAGAUGACGGUUUCAAGCUGCUCCAUGCAUUCAGGUUGGCAGGUUCGACACCCCACACCCUGCAGGUGGCGGGUUCAAGACACCCCGCAUGCUCCAGCUGGCAGUUUCAAGUUACCCUGCAUAUUUUAUGUGAUGGUUUCAAGUUACCCUGUACUGCUCAAGCCAGCGAUUUCCAGA